CUUGACGGCCGGGCUGAGAACCAGGGGGGAAUGCGGCGGUGCUGGAGGAGGAGGAGGAGGCUCGAGGCUCACCUUGUGGAAAUAAACAGGAAGCACACAGAAACCGCUCCACGUCCACCUGAGAGCGCCGAGUCCUCCUCCGCCGUCGAGCCGACAGACACGCACCGAGAGAGGGGCAGGAGGUGUUCAAAACACCGGGGCUGAACGCACCGAAACUUCUUGUUCGUCCGGAACGUUUCCCCGGAGCGAGCUGACACCGUGGACUGGAGGAAGACACGCUGACCCAGAGUCCAUCCAGAUGAGCCCAGUGAGGAGCAGAAGCACAGGAAAUAGGACUUAAGAAAACAGCAGCUGAUGACCCGGUCAUCUUUAAUGCCUGAACAGAAAGCUAGAAGCACGUCUUCCAGACUUGUUACAGUCGUAGUGCAGACUUGGACUGCUGCAGUGUUUUUGUCAGAACAGUGGAGGUCCUUAUGGUUGAGGUGGUGUUAGGUUCUCCUUGCCAUGCCUCCAGCCAUGACAGACCUCCUGGACAUCUGGGCGGCCCACUCGCCCCUGGCGGGACAUGCCCCGGACCAGAUCACCGUGGACUUUCUGCUGCCCACUGGGAUCUACAUCCAGAUGGAUGUUCCUCGCGAGGCUACAAUCCAGCACAUCAAACUGCUCUUAUGGAAGCAGGCUCAGACCUUCCCGCUCUUUCCCUCCCUUGGGGAAAUGGAGAGCCACAUGUUCGAGUGUGUCAACCAGGCGGCUGUACAUGAAGAACUGGAAGAUGAAACCCGCCGCCUGUGUGAUGUUCGGCCUUUUCUGCCCGUCCUCAAACUGGUCAUGCGCAGCUGUGGGCGAGCAGAGCGCCUGCUGGACUCUAAAAUUGGCGUGCUUAUAGGAAAAGGUCUCCACGAGCUGGAUGCCAUCAAUGACCAGGAGGUGAAGGAUUUUCGCAGUAAGAUGUUUCGUAUCAGUGAGGAGAAGAUGCAACGAGUGCAAAUGAUGACGUGCGCCGAGUGGCUGCAGGCCUGCUUCUCCCCUCAGCUGGAGCCUGCAGCAGCGAUGGCCGUCACCGACGAAGUCAACGACCGACCUCCGGAUCUUAAAGUCAUUAUUCACUUUGACCAGUGCCAGGACUCUACCAGUCUGAAGGUGUCAUCGUCCUGCACCACCUCUGAGCUGAUGGAGAUGGCGGUGAAGAAGUGGCUGACCACUCAUGCACCUGAGGAGGAGGCGUGGAGGGGUCAGUAUUUUCUGCGAGUCAGCCAGCGCCUGGAGUUCCUCUGUGGAGACCACCCUUUGACUCAGUACAAGUACAUCAGGACAUGCCUUCAGGCCAAAGAGCCUCCUAACCUCACCUUGGUUCACACCAGCACCGUGAAGGCCAUUUUUGACAAGGAAAUGUCUGCCAUCGGAGCUGUGGUCAGCCGCAGGACCUCCAACCCACCUUUACCGCUACCUCCCAAAAGAAGGGUUCCCACGCUAGUGCAGAAGUAUGUGUGGGAUGUGUCGAGCCCAUUCAGGAUAGUCCUGGUGAAAGGCAGCAAGGUGAACGCAGAGGAGACUGCCAAGGUCCAGGUGAGGGCGGGGCUCUUCCAUGGCACCGAGCUGCUCUGUAAGCCAGCGGUGAGCAGUGAGAGUAACGGCCGCUCGGACCACACCUGGAAGGACAGCACGCUGGAGUUUGACAUCUCUGUUUGCGAUUUGCCCCGCAUGACCCGCCUCUGCUUUGCCAUCUACGCCGUCAUGGAUAAGGUCAAGAAGCAGAAGUCCACCAAAAACGCUCACAUCAACAAAUACCCGACCAUCCGUAAGGCGGGGAAGGUGCAUUACCCCAUAGCUUGGGUCAACACCAUGGUGUUUGACUACAAAGGGCAGCUGAAGACCGGAGACAUCACCCUGCACUGCUGGUCCUCCUUUCCUGAUGAACUGGAAGAGAUGCUGAACCCAAUAGGAACUAUUCAGACCAACCCGUACACUGAAAACGCUACAGCGCUGCACAUCCACUUCCCGGAGUACUCCUCACACUCCAUCAUAUUUCCUCCCUUUGACAAGAUCUUGGAAAAGGCUGCACAGAUCGCCAGAGCCAGUGACUGCGCAUCCAUAGGUCGUGGCGGGAAGAAGUUCCACAUCGAGUUGAAGGAGAUCAUGGAGCGUGAUCCUCUCUCUCAGCUCUGCGAGAACGAGAAGGAUUUGAUCUGGACACUACGCUACGACUGUCGGGAGAAUUUCCCUCAGUCUCUACCCAAGCUGCUGCUGUCUGUCAAGUGGAGCAAACACGAGGACAUGGCCCAGCUCCAGGCUCUACUUCAGAUUUGGCCCAAAUUGAGUCCUAGAGAUGCUCUGGAGCUUCUGGACUUCAACUAUCCUGACCAGUACGUCAGAGAGUAUGCUGUUGGCUGCCUGCGUGACAUGAGUGAUGAGGAACUGUCGCAGUACCUGCUACAGUUGGUGCAGGUGUUGCGUUAUGAGCCUUACUACGACUGCGCUCUCACCCACUUCCUGCUGGACCGUGCUCAAGGCAACCGCAAAAUCGGACACUUCCUCUUCUGGCAUCUACGCUCAGAGAUCCAUAUGCCUGCAGUUUCUGUCCAGUUCGCCCUCAUCCUGGAGGCCUAUUGUAGAGGCAGCAUCCCUCAUAUUGAGGUUCUAAAGAAACAGGUGGAAGCCUUGAGUAAACUGAAGUCAGUCAACGAGCUCAUCAAACUGGGAACCAUUAAAAAUGCUCGAAGUAAAACCAAGGAGGCGAUGUUGACCAAAGAGGCCAUGAUGACGUGUUUAAGGCAGAGUGGGUACUCGGAUGCGCUGUCAGACCUGCACUCCCCUCUGAACCCCAGCGUCCAGCUAUCUGACAUCAAUGUGGAGAAGUGCCGCUACAUGGACUCGAAGAUGAAGCCGCUCUGGAUUGUUUACAGCAACAAGCUGAUGAGUGGAGAUGCACUGGGAAUCAUCUUCAAAAAUGGAGAUGACUUGAGGCAGGACAUGUUGACCCUGCAGAUAUUGAGAUUAAUGGAUCUUCUGUGGAAGGAGGCCAAUCUGGACCUCAGAAUUGUACCGUAUGGUUGCCUAGCAACAGGGGAUCGGACAGGACUGAUUGAGGUCGUGUCCUCAGCCGACACAAUCGCAAACAUCCAGUUGACCAGCAGCAACGUUGCAGCAGCUGCAGCAUUCAACAAGGAUGCUUUACUCAACUGGCUCAAAGAGAGGAACUCUGGUGACGCUCUCGAUCGAGCCAUCGAGGAGUUCACUCUCUCAUGUGCAGGCUACUGUGUAGCUACGUACGUCCUGGGCAUCGGAGACCGCCACAGUGACAACAUCAUGGUCCGCAGCACCGGACAGCUUUUUCAUAUAGACUUUGGUCACAUCCUGGGAAACUUCAAGUCCAAGUUUGGCAUCAAGAGGGAGCGUGUCCCGUUUAUCCUCACACACGACUUUAUUCACGUCAUCCAGCAGGGCAAGACUGGAAACACAGAAAAAUUUGGCAGUUUCCGGCAGUACUGCGAGGAUGCUUAUCUAAUCCUGAGGAGAAACGGCAACCUCUUCAUCACCCUGUUUGCCCUCAUGCUGACUGCCGGACUACCUGAGCUCACUUCUGUCAAAGACAUCCAGUACUUAAAGGACUCUCUGGCUCUGGGGAAGACGGACGACGACGCCCUGAAGCAGUUCCGCCAGAAGUUUGAUGAAGCCUUAAGAGAGAGCUGGACGACCAAAGUGAACUGGAUGGCCCAUAACGUGGCCAAAGACAACCGGUCCUAGAGCCGCUGCAAGCCCUAAAAGGCCAGAGACCAAGCGAGAACACGAGGGGAGCGUGAGGUAUGGGGUGGGGGCUAAAUGUGCCACGGAGACCCUUAUAAUCCCACAUGCAGGCAGAUGUGCUGUACGAAAAGAGUAAAAACUCUCAGUCAGAAUGUUUUUCCCUCUGCCCCUCCUCGCCCUGCAUCACGGACCUGGAAACGGUCUGACACAUUUCUGUGGAACCACUGUAGGUGAUGUUUGCAAGUUUUGCACAGCGGCUGGUGGAGCGCUCAGCCACAGGAAGAGAACUGGAGCACCACUUUACCCACACUAAACCCACGGAGACGACCGGUCCGAACCCCGGGGGCUGGAGUCGGUGAGGAAACGGAUGAAGUUUUUAUCAGGUGACCUGAAAGCUCUGCUCAAGUGGAAAACAUAUCAAGCAGGGCAGUGAGGGAAGGUUGAAAAGGCGGAGCUUGAAUUGACGAAACUUUUGACCCUAUUGUCUUAAAAACGAUGGACUCCAUCACAGGAAGUGCAACUUCGUCCCGCUGUCCUAAAGUGUGCUUUAAAACUGCAGGAAGAUUGUAUUGUUUUAAUUUUAUUUUAUUAAUAUUCCUUUUGUUAUUUUUCAGUUUAAGAAUUAGACAUGAGACAUGGAUGUGCCAGACUACUUUACUGUUCCACACAGAGAACGUGUGAGGGAAACUAUGCUCUGAGCCUUCUGGUCCACUGUUCGCCUCUCACUGGACCUUUGAACACUGGAAUGUUUUUAUGAGUGUUUCAGAAAGACUUUUAUUAUCUAAACUGGUUUUUUUUUAUUAUUAUUAUUAUUAUUUGUAUUUCAAGUGGUUUACCUUAACAUGAAUGAAAAGCAUUACUCUGACUCCCCCAUUCACGAAAAAGCGACACUUUUAGAUUUAAAAAAAUCCCACUUCAGUUGAUGCUUUUAAGACCAAAACAAAAAAAAUUAGUUUUUUAUUGUUCGGACUGCUCUAUUUUUUUUAACCAUCUGAAUGUCCAAAUAUCAUGUAAAUUGGUUUUUAUACAAACAGACGUGGGCGUGGUCUGUGGCUGAUGUGGGCGGAGCUUGACACCUUGUUUCAACCCAAGUCGCUCUCCCAGCAUCUGCAUCUAAGUUGGAUUUUUUUGUGCAAUAUCCCAUUUAUGAUCCACUUCUUUUCCUAGAAGCUACUGGACCGGGCCUGAGCUCAUCGAUGAUUGUGCUGUCUGCUGGUUUCUGUGUCGUGCGUCACAAAUUCUCACCACUAGCCUUCAGGCACAGACGCUGAAUAUUGUCGACUGAACAGGCUUUCAUUGUUGUUUGGAUGUUUCUUUGCAUAGUUUUAUUAAAGUUAUUUUCCACAGCGCCGUA
Molecule: messenger RNA, 5098 nt
Organism: Austrofundulus limnaeus
Lineage: Eukaryota; Metazoa; Chordata; Actinopteri; Cyprinodontiformes; Rivulidae
Gene: pik3cb
Product: phosphatidylinositol-4,5-bisphosphate 3-kinase, catalytic subunit beta
Exons: 26
Coding region: 505-3744 (1079 amino acids)
Biological process (GO): phosphatidylinositol 3-kinase/protein kinase B signal transduction; phosphatidylinositol-mediated signaling; phosphatidylinositol-3-phosphate biosynthetic process
Cellular component (GO): plasma membrane; cytoplasm; phosphatidylinositol 3-kinase complex
Molecular function (GO): 1-phosphatidylinositol-4-phosphate 3-kinase activity; 1-phosphatidylinositol-3-kinase activity
Source: RefSeq, a predicted model, not a curated record